AUGUCUGCACCUUUAAUUCACAAAACACAAGAUGACACCGACACAGAAAUCUUGGAAUUUCUGCAAAUGAUUGAUGAUUCGGACAACAAAAACUUCGAUCCAUCAACAUAUUUCCAAUUCAAAGAAGAGAAAGAAUGGGAUAUAUCUAGUGAAGCGAUUGAAAAUGAGACAAAUGAGAUAUAUAAAAAUCUUAUGAACAUUCGCUUUGAUUCUUUAGAAUUAUCAUUAGGCAGUGUCCCAUUACAUGAAAGAUUAGAUUUAGAUGAUCUUUUUUUAAAAAAUGAUGACGAUGAUUCAUGGACGAUGUUAAACCUUACACGUCCUAUCGUUCCAAAAACAAUAAAAUCUGUCGUUCAAAAAUCACUAGUGCGUAAAAGCCAAGAUGUUUCUAGUACGCAAAGUGUACAAGAUCUAACGACUAGAAAUUCAACAGUUAUAUCUAAUACUAAAACAGAAGUGAAGGCCAAAAUAACGAAGACCACGUCAGUCAAUGGUGAUGACGAUAUUGACAAUUUUUUUAAAUCGCUCGAAGAUGAAGAUG
Racocetra fulgida is the source of this 541-nucleotide messenger RNA. The record is from the annotation of a GenBank genome assembly. Lineage: Eukaryota; Fungi; Glomeromycota; Glomeromycetes; Diversisporales; Gigasporaceae.